Messenger RNA from Chlamydomonas reinhardtii, 4308 nucleotides. RefSeq lists its product as uncharacterized. Bases 38 to 3928 code for a protein of 1296 amino acids. NCBI's taxonomy places the organism in Eukaryota, Viridiplantae, Chlorophyta, Chlorophyceae, Chlamydomonadales, Chlamydomonadaceae. The transcript is spliced from 4 exons. The record is from RefSeq and is a predicted model, not a curated record.
UCCAACAAGCACCGCAUCUUGGUUGAGGGUCGCACUGAUGUUCGCACCAACGGAUGAGGCUACAGCGAACGCGACGGAGGGGGAGACCCAGGCUCCGGGCUGGGUGGCGCAGGGCUGGGUGGCGCAGGGCUGGGUGGCGCAGGGCUGGGUGGCUCCGGGCUCGGAGGCGCAGGCGACGGAGGGGGAGACCCAGGCUCCGGGCUGGGUGGCGCAGGGCUGGGCGGCUCCGGGCUCGGAGGCGCAGGCGAAGGAGGAGGAGACCCAGGCUCCGGGCUCGGUGGUGCAGGGCUGGGUGGCUCCGGGCUCGGGGGCGCAGGCGACGGAGGGGGAGACCCAGGCUCCGGGCUGGGUGGCGCAGGGCUGGGCGGCUCCGGGCUGGGUGGCUCCGGGCUGGGUGGCGCAGGGCUGGGUGGCUCCGGGCUCGGAGGCGCAGGCGACGGAGGGGGAGACCCAGGCUCCGGGCUCGGUGGUGCAGGGCUGGGUGGCGCAGGGCUGGGUGGCGCAGGGCUGGGCGGCUCCGGCGAGGGAGGCGCAGGCGAAGGAGGGGGAGACCCAGGCUCCGGGCUGGGAGGUGCAGGGCUGGGCGGCUCUGGGCUCGGAGGCGCAGGGCUGGGGGGCUCCGGGCUGGGGGGUGCAGGAGAAGGAGGGGGAGACCCAGGCUCCGGGCUGGGUGGCGCAGGGCUGGGCGGCUCCGGGCUCGGAGGCGCAGGCGAAGGAGGGGGAGACCCAGGCUCCGGGCUGGGUGGCGCAGGGCUGGGUGGCGCAGGGCUGGGCGGCUCCGGGCUCGGAGGCGCAGGGCUGGGGGGCUCUGGGCUCGGAGGCGCAGGCGACGGAGGGGGAGACCCAGGCUCCGGGCUGGGUGGCGCAGGGCUGGGCGGCUCCGGCGAAGGAGGAGGAGACCCAGGCUCCGGGCUUGGUGGCGCAGGGCGGGGCGGCUCCGGGCUCGGAGGCGCAGGGCUGGGUGGCUCCGGGCUGGGAGGCGCAGGGCUGGGCGGCUCCGGGCUCGGAGGCGCAGGCGAAGGCGGGGGAGACCCAGGCUCUGGGCUGGGCGGCGCAGGGCUGGGUGGCUCCGGGCUGGGCGGCGUGGGGCUGGGCGGCUCCGGCGAGGGAGGCGCAGGGCUGGGUGGCUCCGGGCUGGGUGGCGCAGGGCUCGGCGGCUCCGGGCUCGGAGGCGCAGGCGAAGGAGGAGGAGACCCAGGCUCUGGGCUGGGUGGCGCAGGGCUGGGUGGCUCCGGGCUGGGCGGCGUGGGGCUGGGCGGCUCCGGCGAGGGAGGCGCAGGGCUGGGUGGCUCCGGGCUGGGAGGCGCAGGGCUGGGCGGCUCCGGGCUCGGAGGCGCAGGCGAAGGGCUCGGCGGCUCCGGGCUCGGAGGCGCAGGCGAAGGAGGAGGAGACCCAGGCUCUGGGCUGGGUGGCGCAGGGCUGGGUGGCUCCGGGCUGGGCGGCGUGGGGCUGGGCGGCUCGGGCGAGGGAGGCGCAGGGCUGGGUGGCUCCGGGCUGGGUGGCGCAGGGCUGGGAGGCGCAGGGCUCGGCGGCUCCGGGCUCGGAGGCGCAGGCGAAGGAGGAGGAGACCCAGGCUCUGGGCUGGGUGGCGCAGGGCUCGGCGGCUCCGGGCUGGGCGGCGUGGGGCUGGGCGGCUCCGGCGAGGGAGGCGCAGGGCUGGGUGGCUCCGGGCUGGGUGGCGCAGGGCUCGGCGGCUCCGGGCUCGGAGGCGCAGGCGAAGGAGGAGGAGACCCAGGCUCUGGGCUGGGUGGCGCAGGGCUGGGUGGGUCCGGGCUGGGCGGCGUGGGGCUGGGCGGCUCCGGCGAGGGAGGCGCAGGGCUGGGUGGCUCCGGGCUGGGUGGCGCAGGGCUGGGAGGCGCAGGGCUCGGCGGCUCCGGGCUCGGAGGCGCAGGCGAAGGAGGAGGAGACCCAGGCUCUGGGCUGGGUGGCGCAGGGCUGGGUGGGUCCGGGCUGGGCGGCGUGGGGCUGGGCGGCUCCGGCGAGGGAGGCGCAGGGCUGGGUGGCUCAGGGCUGGGAGGCGCAGGGCUUGGCGGCUCCGGGCUCGGAGGCGCAGGCGAAGGAGGAGGAGACCCAGGCUCUGGGCUGGGUGGCGCAGGGCUGGGUGGCUCCGGGCUGGGCGGCGUGGGGCUGGGCGGCUCCGGCGAGGGAGGCGCAGGGCUGGGUGGCUCCGGGCUGGGUGGCGCAGGGCUCGGCGGCUCCGGGCUCGGAGGCGCAGGCGAAGGAGGAGGAGACCCAGGCUCUGGGCUGGGUGGCGCAGGGCUGGGUGGGUCCGGGCUGGGCGGCGUGGGGCUGGGUGGCUCCGGGCUGGGAGGCGCAGGGCUGGGCGGCUCCGGGCUCGGAGGCGCAGGCGAAGGCGGGGGAGACCCAGGCUCUGGGCUGGGUGGCGCAGGGCUGGGUGGCUCCGGGCUGGGCGGCGUGGGGCUGGGCGGCUCCGGCGAGGGAGGCGCAGGGCUGGGUGGCUCCGGGCUGGGUGGCGCAGGGCUGGGAGGCGCAGGGCUCGGCGGCUCCGGGCUCGGAGGCGCAGGCGAAGGAGGAGGAGACCCAGGCUCUGGGCUGGGUGGCGCAGGGCUGGGUGGCUUCGGGCUGGGCGGCGUGGGGCUGGGCGGCUCCGGCGAGGGAGGCGCAGGGCUGGGUGGCUCCGGGCUGGGUGGCGCAGGGCUGGGAGGCGCAGGGCUCGGCGGCUCCGGGCUCGGAGGCGCAGGCGAAGGAGGAGGAGACCCAGGCUCUGGGCUGGGUGGCGCAGGGCUGGGUGGCUCCGGGCUGGGCGGCGUGGGGCUGGGCGGCUCCGGCGAGGGAGGCGCAGGGCUGGGUGGCUCCGGGCUGGGUGGCGCAGGGCUCGGCGGCUCCGGGCUCGGAGGCGCAGGCGAAGGAGGAGGAGACCCAGGCUCUGGGCUGGGUGGCGCAGGGCUGGGUGGCUCCGGGCUGGGCGGCGUGGGGCUGGGCGGCUCCGGCGAGGGAGGCGCAGGGCUGGGUGGCUCAGGGCUGGGAGGCGCAGGGCUUGGCGGCUCCGGGCUCGGAGGCGCAGGCGAAGGAGGAGGAGACCCAGGCUCUGGGCUGGGUGGCGCAGGGCUGGGUGGCUCCGGGCUGGGCGGCGUGGGGCUGGGCGGCUCGGGCGAGGGAGGCGCAGGGCUGGGUGGCUCCGGGCUGGGUGGCGCAGGGCUGGGAGGCGCAGGGCUGGGCGGCUCCGGGCUCGGAGGCGCAGGCGAAGGCGGGGGAGACCCAGGCUCUGGGCUGGGUGGCGCAGGGCUGGGUGGCUCCGGGCUGGGCGGCGUGGGGCUGGGCGGCUCCGGCGAGGGAGGCGCAGGGCUGGGUGGCUCCGGGCUGGGUGGCGCAGGGCUGGGAGGCGCAGGGCUCGGCGGCUCCGGGCUCGGAGGCGCAGGCGAAGGAGGAGGAGACCCAGGCUCUGGGCUGGGUGGCGCAGGGCUGGGUGGCUUCGGGCUGGGCGGCGUGGGGCUGGGCGGCUCCGGCGAGGGAGGCGCAGGGCUGGGUGGCUCCGGGCUGGGUGGCGCAGGGCUGGGAGGCGCAGGGCUCGGCGGCUCCGGGCUCGGAGGCGCAGGCGAAGGAGGAGGAGACCCAGGCUCUGGGCUGGGUGGCGCAGGGCUGGGUGGCUCCGGGCUGGGCGGCGUGGGGCUGGGCGGCUCCGGCGAGGGAGGCGCAGGGCUGGGUGGCUCCGGGCUGGGUGGCGCAGGGCUCGGCGGCUCCGGGCUCGGAGGCGCAGGCGAAGGAGGAGGAGACCCAGGCUCUGGGCUGGGUGGCGCAGGGCUGGGUGGCUCCGGGCUGGGCGGCGUGGGGCUGGGCGGCUCCGGCGAGGGAGGCGCAGGGCUGGGUGGCUCAGGGCUGGGAGGCGCAGGGCUUGGCGGCUCCGGGCUCGGAGGCGCAGGCGAGGGAGGUGGAGACCCAGGCUCCGGGCUGGGCGGCGCAGGGCUAGGCGGCCCCGGGCUGGGUGGCUCCGGGCUGGGCGGCUCGGGGCUCGGAGGCGCAGGGCUGGGUGGCUCCGGGCUGGGAGGCGCAGGGCUCGGCGGCUCCGGGCUAGGAGGCUCCGGGCUGGGAGGCACAGGGCUGGGCGGCUCCGGGCUCGGAGGCGCAGGCGAAGGAGGUGGAGACCCAGGCUCCGGGCUGGGAGGCGCAGGCGAGGGAGGCGCAGGCGACGGCGGCGCAGGGCUAGGAGGCUCCGGGCUGGGCGGCGCGGGGCUGGGCGGCUCCGGCGAAGGUGGCGCAGGCGACGGCGGCUCCGGGCUCGGAGGCGCAGGCGACGGCGGCUCCGGGCUCGGAGGUGCAGGCGAAGGAGGUGGAGUCCCAGGCUCUGGG